Messenger RNA from Exophiala oligosperma, 411 nucleotides. RefSeq lists its product as uncharacterized. Bases 1 to 411 code for a protein of 136 amino acids. The transcript is spliced from 2 exons. NCBI's taxonomy places the organism in Eukaryota, Fungi, Ascomycota, Eurotiomycetes, Chaetothyriales, Herpotrichiellaceae. The record is from RefSeq and is a predicted model, not a curated record.
AUGACGUCCUCCGGCGCUGGAUACUUUGGCGUGAGUUCUGCAGCAUACAGAUUUCUGAGGGCGAUGAAAUUGCAGCUUCACCCACAUAUUCCUAUGCGCAUCAAUGUCGUUGCACCGGGGUAUACCGAAUCUAACAAAACCAAAGGAAUGGUGAGCGAGUUCAGGGGUGUUGGUCUGCCCAUUCAACCUCCUUCUGCCGUUGGCCUGGCCGUUGCCAAACUUGUGGUCGACGCUUCCUACCACGGCCACACCCUUUUUGUCGCCGAUGAUCAGUAUGUAGAAAUGGAGGGGCACCUGGGUGAUGAUACGGCGAGGUAUUUUGGGUCCAUGAACGGGGAUGAGAAACAGUUUCGAGAACUCCUCGCAAUAAUGAAGGCACAGAUGGAGAAGACACGAAGAGCUCCAGCAUGA